This is a messenger RNA of Caenorhabditis remanei, 837 nucleotides long. RefSeq lists its product as uncharacterized. Gene Ontology annotation, biological process: ephrin receptor signaling pathway; axon guidance. The record is from RefSeq and is a predicted model, not a curated record. Bases 1 to 837 code for a protein of 278 amino acids. Lineage: Eukaryota; Metazoa; Nematoda; Chromadorea; Rhabditida; Rhabditidae. The transcript is spliced from 4 exons. Gene Ontology annotation, molecular function: ephrin receptor binding. Gene Ontology annotation, cellular component: plasma membrane.
AUGCCACCUCAAUCACUCACAUUGCUCAACUACAUCUUGCCUCUCCUUUUACUGUCCCAAAUGCCCAUUUCCACUGCAAAACGUUUACCGCAAAUCUACUGGAACUCGACAAAUCCUCUAGUCGAACGGUACGCUGCAAUUGGAGACACUCUUGACAUCAUCUGUCCGUUUUUCGAUAAGGAUUCUGAUGAACGUACGGAGCAGUCGAUUAUCUACAGAGUUACAGAAGAAGAAUAUGAGAAUUGUCAACGGAAAUCGAGUGCGAAAGAACUCGGUCGAUGUACACAACCAUUUCAGGAGGAGAAGCUAAAAGUAGCUUUCCGGCUGAUGAGUCCGAACCCAUCUGGAUUAGAUUAUAGGCCAGGAGUCACCUAUUAUUUUAUUUCAACUUCCACUGGCUCCCGAAAGGGUCUUUACAAUGAUCAAGGCGGUCUCUGUGCCUCUCAUAACCUGAAAAUGGUGAUCCACAUCACUGAUAGAAAUGGAGAUAUUGGAAUUCAACAUCAUCGCCAUCAUCAUCAUAAGAAAACAACCACGACUUCUACCACUACUACAGUAGCACCAGAAACCACUGAUGAAGAGACGGACUCGGAAAAGUUGUGGGAGCAAUUCUAUGAGAAAGUGAUGCCAAUUGACAACCAGUGGCCAGAAGUGACACGUGGCGAACGAGUGACUUUGUAUCAAGGGAAUAAGAAGGAUGAAUACGAGCAAGUGCCAGCAGAAGUCGUCGAUUUUGAGAUUCAUGAGAUUGGGGAUGUGGAAUCUCUCUACUCCUCGUCUGGACAACUACAAUACCUACUACUGCUUCCAGCCGUCCUCCUGCUCCGACUUCUCUGA